AUGGGUUACUGGAAGUCGAAGUUGCUCCCGAAGAUCAAGAAGGUCUUCGACAAGGGCAGCUCAAAGAAGGCUGCCGCUGCCGAGGCCACCAAGGCCUUUGACGACUCCAAGGUGUGGAUCUUCUUGUCUGCAAAAGUGGUAACUUUUCUCUGUUUUCUAGUGGUUUCUUCUCACCUCCUCUGCUGUGCAGGAAGAGAUAACCAAGGAAUAUGACGAGAAGAAGACCGAGCUGGAGCCCAAAGUGGUCGAGAUCUACGGAACCACCCCGACCGAGAUCAAGGUCCGCUGCCUCUCUCUCUCUCUCUCUCUCUCUCUCUACAGACACCACUCUACUUCCUACUCUGGUUCGAUCUGUAGAGGAACAGGAGCAUGGGCGGAUUAAUUAACGAAAAGUAUGGUAGUAUGCCUAUGUAUUAAGAUUUGUUUCCCUUCGUUUCCCCGCAGACUCUGGUGAAGGAGCCUACGGAGGCCGGGGUGAAGAAGCACGCGGCAGGCGUCAACAAGUUCCUGGAGGAGCUGGUUAAAAUAGGUAAGAAUUGAAAGUGCGAUGAUCGGAAUGGGUUUUUAUCCUGUUAACGUUUUCCGGCGAUGGACGUUGUAAUCUGCAGAGUUCCCCGGGGCCAAGGCUGUCAGUGAGGCUUCCACCAAGUUCGGGCCCACCCUCGUCACCGGACCCGUCUUCUUCGUGUUCGAGAAGGCUGCUGUCUUCCUCCCUGCGGAGGAGCCCAAGACGGCGGAACCAGAGGCCGCCGCCGCCACCACCACAGAAGAAGCGCCCGCAGCACCGGCGGAGGAGGGCACCAGCAAGGAUAAAGAGGUGGUGGUGGUGUCUACGGAAGAGGAGAAGAAGGUGGAAGCCGAGACUCCUGCACCUCCAGAGGUUCCUCCCGUCGUCGAGGAGAAGGUCGCCGCCGCUCCGGCAGCGGCCCCAGAGCCGGCGAAGCCGACCGAGGGAGCGGCAUGA
Molecule: messenger RNA, 964 nt
Organism: Spirodela intermedia
Lineage: Eukaryota; Viridiplantae; Streptophyta; Magnoliopsida; Alismatales; Araceae
Source: the annotation of a GenBank genome assembly